This is a messenger RNA of Rana temporaria (common frog), 5486 nucleotides long. Its product is annotated as dentin sialophosphoprotein-like. The transcript has 7 exons. Bases 268 to 4602 code for a protein of 1444 amino acids. Gene Ontology annotation, cellular component: nucleus. NCBI's taxonomy places the organism in Eukaryota, Metazoa, Chordata, Amphibia, Anura, Ranidae. Gene Ontology annotation, biological process: negative regulation of transcription by RNA polymerase II. Gene Ontology annotation, molecular function: transcription corepressor activity. The record is from RefSeq and is a predicted model, not a curated record.
UUUUUUGUUACAACACCGGUCCCGGCAUUCAUUUCGUCUUCCGGUUUGAUGACGUCGGAGCACUGUGACUGCUAAUGGAGUAGGGUGAUGUAGGCCUGUGUGUUUUUCUCUCUAUGGACGUGGUGGCCUGUCUGAGGCUUCUCUGUGGAUUUCUCACCUGAGCGUAAUCGGUGAAGACAAUUCUGAACUUUGGGUUGCCCCCCGAACAUGGACAGAGGGGAAAUCUUUCAAUAGGGACACCAUUUCUGGUGAGGCAGGAAGUGAAAGAUGCCUUAUGUUGAAAGAUAUUUUGCACCACUACACUCUGAUUCCUCCCUUGAACCUUGUUUGAAGAAGUCCAAACUUGACUAUUCAGCAAUAUGUAAAAAGAAGAAAACUGAUGUGUUCAUACCACUAGAAGCACCAUCAGAAAAAGAGAGUUCGCCAGGGCUCACAGACACCGGGUACUAUGGAUCAGUCAAAGGUCAACAUGAAAAACCAGGUAAAGAUUUCCCAAAUGGUUUGGACAAUCAAGCAAAAAGAGGGGAAGAGUCCAAACUUGACCAUUCAGGAUUAUGUAAUAAAAGGAAUUCUGAGGUGUUCAUACCGCUGGAAACACCGUCAGAAAAUUGGAGUCCGUCGGGGUUCUCGGAGACCAGAUACUAUGGAUCAGAUAUAGGCAAAAAUAACAAAUCAAGAGUCGGUGAAGAUUUCCAAUAUGGGUUUUACAUUGAUAAAAAACCAGGACCAUAUAAAAAUGACUGCUCUGAAACUGCCCUUAGUGGAACAGAAGACAGCAAUAAAAAACAGAAAAUCUUGGGACUUCCUAAAACAGACAAAUGGAAAAAGAACAAUUCUGAAGCAGCAUUUUCAGAAACAAGUACAGCUUUUAUAGGACCACUUUACCAGCCCCCUCCUCAAGUUGAUACUUUAUCAAGAACCACCAAUAAAGAAAACAGUAAGUCUCCCUCCUUCAGGAUUACAACUGCGGUAUCGGAGAAAGCAGCAGAUGAAACAAAGAGUGAGGGUGGGAUGGACUAUGAGAUGCAGCAAUUUUACAACGAAAUUAAUCAACUUGAAGCUGCUACUGAUGACCCUAAUGUCCUUCAGACAUCUGAUAAUAGUCAGCAGAAUUGUAGCUCCCACCAAAGCAAUGCACCAACAAUCCAGGAGGUCAGAGAUCAUCAUAACCAAAAACCUUCCUCGCAGCCUUGUAAUCCUUUACCUUGUAUGCCAUCAGCUCCGAUUCCUCCCAGUUAUCAUCCCACUCCAGCAACAAUCUCACCAGCUGAGCAUUCUACAUUACUUCCUAUUCACAACCAGUUUUCUUGGGAUAGGUCAGUGCCAAUUGAUGGAACCAAUUCUUUUGGAAGCCAGUCAUUGCCACCUCCAUGGUUUCAAGGUCCUCCUCCACCUACCUUUGAUGGAACCAAUUUUUCUUUUGUAAGACCGUCAUUGACACCUCCAUGUUUUCAAGGUCCUCCACCUGCUUUUGAUAGAACCAAUUUUUCUUUUGUGAGCCAGUCAUUGCCACCUCCAUACUUUCAAGGUCCUCCUCCACCUCCUUUUGAUAGAACCAGUUCUUUUGUAAGCCAAUCAUUGACGCCUCCAUGUUUUCAAGGUCCUCCUCCACCUGCUUUUGAUAGAACCAGUUCUUUUGUAAACCAGCCAUUGCCACCUGCAUCUUUACAAGGUCCUUCUCCACCUUCUUUUGAUAGAAGCAAACCACCUUUUGAUAGAAGCAAUUCUUUUGAUAGAAGCAAGUUAUUGCCACCUGCAUCUUUACGAGGUCCUUCUCCAUCUGUUUUUGAUAGAAGCAAUUCUUCUUUUGAUAGAAGCAAUUCUUCUUUUGAUAGAAGCAAUUCUUCUUUUGACAGAAGCAAGUUAUUGCCACCUUCAUCUUUACAUGGUCCUUCGCCUUCUUUUGAUAGAGGCUCGCCUUCUUUUGAUAGAGGCUCGCCUUCUUUUGAUAGAGGCUCGCCUUCUUUUGAUAGAGGCUCGCCUUCGCCACCUGCAUCUUUACAAGGUCCUUCUCCACCUUCUUUUGAUAGAAGCAAUUCUUCUUUUGAUAGAAGCAAGUUAUUGCCACCUGCAUCAUUACAAGGUCCUUCUGAACCUUCUUUUGAUAGAAGCAAUUUUUCUUUUGAUAGAAGCAAUUCUUUUGAUAGAAGCAAGUUAUUGCCACCUGCAUCUGUACAAGGUUCUUCGGCACCUUCUUUUGAUAGAAGCAAAUCUUCUUUUGAUAGAAGCAAUUCUUUUGAUGGAAGCAAGUUAUUGCCACCUGCAUCUUUACAAGGUCCCUCUGAACCUUCUUUUGAUAGAAGCAAUUCUUCUUUUGAAAGAAGCAAGUUAUUGCCACCUGCAUCUGUACAAGGUCCUUUGGCACCUUCUUUUGAUAGAAGCAAAUCUUCUUUUGAUAGAAGCAAGUUAUUGCCACCUGCAUCUUUACAAGGUCCUUCUCCACCUGUUUUUGAUAGAAGCUAUUCUUCUUUUGAUAGAAGCUAUUCUUCUUUUGAUAGAAGCAAGUUAUUGCCACCUGCAUCUUUACAAGGUUCUUCGGCACCUUAUUUUGAUAGAAGCAAAUCUUCUUUUGAUAGAAGCAAUUCUUCUUUUGAUGGAAGCAAGUUAUUGCCACCUGCAUCUUUACAAGGUCCCUCUGAACCUUCUUUUGAUAGAAGCAAUUCUUCUUUUGAUAGAAGCAAUUCUUCUUUUGAUAGAAGCAAUUCUUCUUUUGAUAGAAGCAAUUCUUCUUUUGAUAGAAGCAAUUCUUCUUUUGAUAGAAGCAAUUCUUCUUUUGAUAGAAGCAAGUUAUUGCCACCUGCAUCUGUACAAGGUCCCUCUGAACCUUCUUUUGAUGGAAGCAAUUCUUCUUUUGAUAGAAGCAAUUCUUCUUUUGAUAGAAGCAAGUUAUUGCCACCUGCAUCUGUACAAGGUCCUUCGGCACCUUCUUUUGAUGGAAGCAAAUCUUCUUUUGAUGGAAGCAAAUCUUCUUUUGAUGGAAGCAAAUCUUCUUUUGAUGGAAGCAAGUUAUUGCCAACUGCAUCUGUACAAGGUCCUUCGGCACCUUCUUUUGAUGGAAGCAAGUUAUUGCCAACUGCAUCUUUACAAGGUCCUUCUGAACCUUCUUUUGAUAGAGGCGAACCUUCUUUUGAUAGAGGCGAACCUUCUUUUGAUAGAGGCGAACCUUCUUUUGAUAGAGGCGAACCUUCUUUUGAUAGAGGCGAACCUUCUUUUGAUAGAGGCGAACCUUCUUUUGAUAGAGGCGAACCUUCUUUUGAUAGAGGCGAACCUUCUUUUGAUAGAGGCGAACCUUCUUUUGAUAGAGGCGAACCUUCUUUUGAUAGAGGCGAACCUUCUUUUGAUAGAGGCGAACCUUCUUUUGAUAGAGGCGAACCUUCUUUUGAUAGAGGCGAACCUUCUUUUGAUAGAGGCGAACCUUCUUUUGAUAGAGGCGAACCUUCUUUUGAUAGAGGCGAACCUUCUUUUGAUAGAGGCGAACCUUCUUUUGAUAGAGGCGAACCUUCUUUUGAUAGAGGCGAACCUUCUUUUGAUAGAGGCGAACCUUCUUUUGAUAGAGGCGAGUUAUUGCCACCUGCAUCUUUACAAGGUCCUUCUCCACCUGCUUUUGAUGAAAGCAAUUCUUCUUUUGUAAGCAAGCCAUUGCCACCUCCAUGUUUUCAAAGUUCUCCUCCACAUGCUUUUGUAGGAAAUCAUGGUCCACCUCCUCCAAGACACAACUAUCCAUUGACAUUCCCAAUGGAAGAUGACAUACGAAAAUCGCCAUAUCAUGAAAAUGAGAAAUAUGACAGUGUGAAUGAUGACCAUCCAAGUCCUACAACUCAGGCUCCAUGGCACAGCUCACAGUGGCUGCCUGAAAACAUGUUUAGCCCUCAGGGUAGAGGUUUUACAGAGUCAUUUACUAGACCUCCUUUUGAAUCCUCACAACAGGCUAAUCAACGGGAAGACUUUUAUGAACAGAAAGGUAGACCUUUUAAUGAAAUAUUACCCCAAGGUGGUAACGUGUAUGAACAAUAUCCUCCUAGAUUCAGGGAUGAAGCUAUAUGUACAGAUUCAAAAAGAAAACUGCUGCUUUUAAGGGGCGUCCCAGGCUCAGGGAAAAGUACACUAGCACGUAUUCUGCUUGAUCAGUCUCCUGAUGGCAUUGUCUUCAGCACCGAUGAUUACUUCUGCCAGGAAAGAGGAUAUACAUAUGAUGUGAAACUGCUGGGAGAUGCACACAACUGGAAUCGGAACAGAGCCCAGAGAGCAAUGGAUGAUGAAAUUUCACCUAUUAUAAUUGAUAACACCAAUAUCCAGGGCUGGGAAAUGAAACCGUAUGUACAAAUGGCUUUAGAGAGCGGUUAUGCGGUUGAAUUCCUUGAGCCAAAUACGUGGUGGAAAUUAGACUCACAAGAAUUGGAAAAGCGGAAUACCCACAGAGUGCCCCGUGAGAAGAUUUCACAGAUGUUGGAACGCUUUGAGCAUAAUAUGGAUGUUGGAGUCGUUAUGAACUCUGUUGAACCCCGUCGUGUACGCCAGAGACGUCCCGCUCCAGAGGACAGGCAGAGGUGGGGAGCCUCUGUAGACUAUACAACACACAGCUCAUCAUUCCAGAUCAGAUAGCGAAUGUCCUCUAUAAAUGCAUCGCAUUUAAAAAUAAUGGACCUAUACUAACUCCGUAUUGAGUACAUUAGGGCAACAUUUUACAGAGAACUCGCAUUCUGCCUUUUGUGUGCAGAACCUUUCCGAAGUAUCAACUGUUUUUACACGUUGUUCCUGGACGUGAACUUGUUUUUGUUUUAUUAUUUUAGCGUAUUGUUAUUGUCUUUGUGUGUGUGAUUUAUAACUUUAAGUGACCCACUGAUAUUUGAUUUCUAUGAAGGAUCUCAGGGUAAGUCUCCCCGUUUUUCUUUGUUUUUAAUAUGGAGAUGGUCUUAUCUGUAAAUAAUUUAUUUCCGUUGUGUGAUUUAAGGAGACAGUAUUUCUGACUCUAUACUUCGCCUGUAAAUAUUUAACUUUGGGAGUAAAAUCGGUUGAAUAGUCAUCACUGUAUAAUGUUCAAAUGGCUCCAAUUUUUUUUUUUUUUAACCAAAUAUUUACUUUAUCACCAUUACAUUGAAAGGAAAAUGCAUAAUUUUUAUUUAAAGUUUUUUUUUGUAAUACUUGGCGACAACAAUUGCAGUUAAAAAAAAUAAAAAUAAAAAUCCUGUCGGCCAGCCCUGCAAUAGAAUCUGUAUUGUACACACCUCUCCAGUGGCCUGUCUCUUACCUUCAUUCCUUGCAGGAGAGCCGCCAGCAAUGUAAGUAUAUAACCUAUUGUAUUCCAGUUUUUUUUUCUUGUAUGCCUGGCAGGGUCUCUAUAAUGAAAUGCCAUGGAAAGUGAAAUUGCUGUAUGAUCAGAUAUAAUCAGGACUCUGUUGUGCAUGCUGGGAAAUGUAUGUAGUACCGGGGCUAGAUUUUUCAAAUGUGACUAUGCUGAUGUGAGAGUAAAUUUCUUUCUUUUUUUU